AUGCUGCCGAACUCCAUCCAGCAUGCAGGUCGCUUGUGUCAGAUGACUCUGAGCAGUGUUGACGACGAACAGGAGCCAGAAACAGCUCCUGGCCUACCUGGGCUGGUGGAUGCUCCUAUUCUUCGGUGUUGGAGGCAGAGCUAUCACCGGGCCUCGGUGUGUGGGAUCCUGCCACCGAACUCCAUCCGGCACGCAGGUCGCUUCUGUCAGAUGACUCUGAGCAGCGAUGUCGACAAACUGGAACCAGAACCGGAAACAGUUCCUGGCCUACCUGGGCCAGCAGAUGGAGACUGGGCUACUUCUGGGUGUUCGGUGUUCGGUGUUCGGAACUACCGAACUCGGUCCGGCAAGCAGGUCGCUUGCAGCACGGACAUUCUCAGCACUGUCGGCUAUGACAGCAUCAUCCAGCAUCUGAACAAUGGCCGCAAGAACUGCAAGGAAUUUGAAGAGUUUUUAAAAGAAAGGGCAUCAAUUGAGGAGAAGUAUGGCAAAGACCUGCUGAGUCUCUCCAAGAAGAAGCCAUGUGGACAGUCCGAGAUCAAUACCUUGAAGAGAGCCCUUGACGUCUUCAAGCAGCAGGUAGACAAUGUGGCCCAGUGUCACAUCCAGCUUGCACAUACUCUCAGAGAAGAGGCCAGGAAGAUGGAAGAAUUCAGGGAAAAGCAAAAGCUACAGAGGAAAAAGACAGAAACUAUAAUGGAUGCUGCCCACAAACAAAGGAACUCACAGUUCAAGAAAACCAUGGAUGCCAAGAAGAAUUAUGAACAGAAGUGCCGGGACAAGGAUGAGGCGGAGCAGGCUAUCCAUCGCAGUGCCAACGUGGCCAACCCAAGGCAGCAAGAAAAGCUUUUUGUGAAACUGGCAACUUCAAAGACUGCAGUAGAAGAUUCAGACAAAGCAUACAUGCUGCACAUCAACAUGCUAGAGAAGGUCCGAGAAGACUGGCAGAGUGAGCACAUUAAAGCCGGUGAGGCGUUUGAGGCCCAAGAAUGUGAGCGAAUCAGCUUCUUCCGGAAUGCAUUGUGGUUACAUGUAAAUCAGCUGUCACAGCAAUGUGUCACAAAUGAUGAAAUGUACGAACAAGUCCGCAAGAGUCUGGAAAUGUGCAGCAUUGAGAAGGACAUCCAGUAUUUUGUGAACCAGCGUAAAACUGGACAGACCCCACCCGCACCCAUCAUGUAUGAGAAUUUCUACUCUCCUCAGCGGAAUGCAGCCCCACCAGGAAAGACUACAGGGCCCAAUGUAGCAAGGAGAGGACCUCUCCCAGUUCCUAAACGUUUACCAGAUGAUCCCGAUUACUCCUUGGUUGAGGACUACACUUUGCUCUAUCAGUAG
Messenger RNA from Cricetulus griseus (Chinese hamster), 1335 nucleotides. Lineage: Eukaryota; Metazoa; Chordata; Mammalia; Rodentia; Cricetidae. The record is from RefSeq and is a predicted model, not a curated record.